UGUAUACUGGGAACCAUGAUGUCUUGUGUCCCUCCACCUCCAGACAUGACACCAUACACAGGACUCUCCAUCUUUAUCUCACAUAGAUGUAAUUCUCCAUAUUAUAUCACAUACAACCUAUUAUAAGGAUUUCACAGACCAAACCUCCAUAUUUCCUGCACAUAUAAAGAAGGUUUAUGACACAAAGAGGAACGAGACCUCAACAUGACAGAAAAUGACAAUACAUGAGGACGACUCUAGGUUGGGCUUUAGAUAAAGAAAGAUUUAAAAACCUGAGGGGGCUGACAAUGAGGAGGAGAGACCUAGAGAGGAGACCUAGCUGGAGAGACCUAGAGGGAGACCUGAGGAAGCCCGAGGGGGGAGGAUCAAUCAGACACCACAUCAGAGAGAUCCAAGGAGCUGACCUUCCUAAAGAACCUGCAUAUUGCCUGCAUUCCUGAACCUACUAGGCCCAGUAUCUGGCAGAAGGCAUAUCAGAGCAGAAGACGCCGUGAAGGCAGCGGAGCCAGGUCUAUAAUAUGGAACCUUUACAGGAAAGUUCUGGAGGAACAAUGAGUGGACUAGAAAACCCCAUAUCAGAGAAUGGAGAGAAGACAUUGUCAUAUACAGAAUGUGUGAAGAGUUUUAGUCAUAAAUCAAGUCUUGUGGAACAUAUGAGAACUCACACAGGAGAGAAACCAUUUUCAUGUCCAGAAUGUGUGAAGAGUUUUAGUCUAAAAUCAUAUCUUGUGGAACAUAUGAGAACUCACACAGGAGAGAAGCCAUUUUCAUGUCCAGAAUGUGUAAAGAGUUUUAGUCAAAAAUCAAGUCUUGUACAACAUAUGAGAACUCACACAGGAGAGAAGCCAUUGUCAUGUCCAGAAUGUGUAAAGAGUUUUAGUCUUAAAUCAAGUCUUGUGGAACAUAUGAGAACUCACACAGGAGAGAAGCCAUUUUCAUGUCCAGAAUGUGUGAAGAGUUUUAGUAUAAAAUCUAAUCUUGAAAAACAUAUAAAAACUCACACAGGAGAGAAGCCAUUUUCAUGUCCAGAAUGUGUAAAGAGUUUUAGUCUAAAAUCAUAUCUUGUGGAACAUAUGAGAACUCACACGGGAGAGAAGCCAUUUUCAUGUCCAGAAUGUGUAAAGAGUUUUAGUCUAAAAUCAUAUCUUGUGGAACAUAUGAGAACUCACACAGGAGAGAAGCCAUUUUCAUGUCCAGAAUGUGUAAAGAGUUUUAGUCAAAAAUCAAGUCUUGUGCAACAUAUGAGAACUCACACAGGAGAGCAACCAUUUUCAUGUCCAGAAUGUGUGAAGUGUUUUAGUAAAAAAUCAAGUCUUGUAAAACAUAUGAGAACUCACACAGGAGAGAAGCCAUUUUCAUGUCCGGAAUGUGUGAAGUGUUUUAGUAAAAAAUCUAAUCUUGAAAAACAUAUAAAAAUUCACACAGGAGAGAAGCCAUUUUCAUGUCCAGAAUGUGUAAAGAGUUUUAGUCAAAAAUCAAAUCUUGUGAAACAUAUGAGAACUCACACAGGAGAGAAGCCAUUUUCAUGUCCAGAAUGUGUAAAGAGUUUUAGUCUAAAAUCAUAUCUUGUGGAACAUAUGAGAACUCACACAGGAGAGAAGCCAUUUUCAUGUCCAGAAUGUGUGAAGAGUUUUAGUCAUAAAUCAAGUCUUGUGCAACAUAUGAGAACUCACACAGGAGAGCAACCAUUUUCAUGUCCGGAAUGUGUGAAGUGUUUUAGUAAAAAAUCAAGUCUUGUGGAACAUAUGAGAACUCACACAGGAGAGAAGCCAUUUUUUGUGCUUGGAAUGUGGUAACUAUUUUACUACGAAAUCACAUCUUGUUAUUCAUCAGAGAACUCACACAGGAGAGAAGCCAUGUUCAUGCUUGGAAUGUGGAAGUGUUUUAGGCUGAAAUCACAUGUUUUUAAAACAUCAAAUAAUUCACACAGGAGAGAAACCAUUUUCAUGUCCUGAAUGUGCAAAAGUGAUUUACUAAUAAAAAUACGUUUUGAGAGACAUCUGAGAAGUCACACAGGAGAGAAGCCAUUGUCAUAUAUAGUAUGUGGCUAAUGUGUUAACCAAAUAUCAAAUCUGUGAAUCAUCUAAGAACUCAGACAAAGGAGAAGUUAUUUUCAUGUAUAAAAUGUGUAAAAUAUUUUUGUCUGAAAUAAAAUCUUGUUCAUCAUCUCAGUCUAUCUAUGUGGGAAAGGUUUGUGAAACAUCUGAGAACUCACACAGGGAGAAUCAAUAGUCCUGUGCAGUAUCCUGUAAAUGUUUUAUCCAGAAAUCUGGUGUUGUGGAAGAUGUGAGAGCUGACUGAGGAGAGAAGUCAUUAGAAUGUUCAGAAUGUAGGAAAUGUGUCCGGUGCACAUUGUAGGACCUGAUGUGUCAGGACGUCUUCUAAGUUAUAGUGUCUCUGGAAUGUUCUUCUCCUGUCUGAUGGUCAGAUAGGACAUGGAGAUGACCAAUCUGUGCACGAGUCCUAUUAAUUCCAUUGGAUGUGUGUAGGAAACCCGCUGGACGUCACAUGCUCGCCUCAGUAACUGUACUGCCCAGCAGGGACUUGUGUCCUUCCACCCCCCAAUCUGAAGAUCAGGGGGGAGAUCACCAUUAUAGAGACACUAGAAAUGCCCGGCUACAAUACUGAAAACCAUUACUGCUAUUUCCACAUCCAACUGGGUUUGGACUAAAUGGACUGUAUCCCAAAGUUCUUCUAUGUGAGAAUAAAGUAUGAAGACUUCUCUUUGUUUCUUCUAUUCUUUUUGUAUCCGGAGAAUUCAAACAUUAUUCUUUAUACAGAACAGAAGAGACAUCCUGUUGGACAUGACUUUUCUGGACAUGUGUUUUAUCAAAAAAUAACAACAAUAUCAACCAAAGUUUGUAAUAGUCCCAGAAAGGGUGGAGCCUGUUUACAGGUAGGUGGGACUUCCAGCUGUUUCAGAGUUGGGGCUUAAAUGACCCAGGAUUGUGUCACAUUCUUUACCUCAGCAGUUAAAGGGGUACUCUGGUGGAAAACCAUUUAUUUUUUUAAAUCAACUUUUUAAUUACUUCAAUAAAAAAAAAUCAGUCCAGUACUUAUCAGCUGCUGUAUACUACAGAGGAAGUUCUUAUCUUUUUGAAUUUCUUUUUAGUCUGACCACAGCAGGAUAGGUUUGCUAUGGGGAAUUGCUCCUACUCUGGACAGUUCCUGACACGGACAGAGGGGUCAGCAGAGAGCACUGUGGUCAGACUGGAAAAAAGCUACACAACUUCCUCUGGAGCAACCAGUGUCAGGAUUCGGCAGGCUGGAGGUGGAUCCUCUGUGUCAGAGAGGGA
Molecule: messenger RNA, 3296 nt
Organism: Hyla sarda
Lineage: Eukaryota; Metazoa; Chordata; Amphibia; Anura; Hylidae
Product: gastrula zinc finger protein XlCGF57.1-like
Exons: 5
Coding region: 519-1796 (425 amino acids)
Biological process (GO): regulation of transcription by RNA polymerase II
Molecular function (GO): DNA-binding transcription factor activity; RNA polymerase II cis-regulatory region sequence-specific DNA binding
Source: RefSeq, a predicted model, not a curated record